AUGGCGAGUCUACAUGAUUUUUUCGUGCGACAUCUGGAAGAACUGAGCAGAGGGUCAGCUAGUCCAGGGGACGAAGGGCGCACCCUCAGGAUUUUGAAACCCAGACAGGGGGUGGAAGAGGGACAAGAACUCAACGGGAGCAAGAGAUGGGAAAAUGUGGGAGGAGAAGGGUAUGUUCGGCAUGUACAUGCCCCAGCAGCAGCGGCGAUUAUCUGCAGGAAUCUGGGAGCAUGGAUGAGUAAUUUAAUCAGGGACGGGGGACAACAGGGGACAUGGGAACAGGGUCAGUGCACAGCAGACAAAUUAGGAGCAUUUGCGGGCAGCCGGGAUACCAGGGCUUGUGACUACGGAGACGUGGAGAAGCAGUGGAAGCCGUUUAAGUGGGACCAGCAGUUUGAUUCCAAGAAAGCCGAACAGAGGAGCUUUGUGAACUGUAUUGAUAUCUUCGUAAUCUUUCUGACAGUUAUGAUGAACAUUGGGGCGCAAGGAGAAGAAUGGAUCGACGUAAAGACGAAGAAAAGUCCAUGUGCCACAUUAUACGACUGGUACGAAAAGUGGGGAGGCCCUGAAGUGGCCGAGGAGUUGAUGAAGCUAAUGACCAGUAAUUCAGCCAAAAUAGGAAUAGGACGAGGAAAUUAUGUGAAACUAGGGGACAGCAGUGAUAAGUUCUGGAGUCGGAUACAGAAGGGAUUCAGAACCAGGGCCUAUGCAUUACAAUGCCCAGGGGAAGGAAACAACCGAUACAGCCAAACCCCAAGCUGUGUCGUCAUGCCCGACGAUCAAACUAGUUGCCAGUCAGGGCCCCCCAACAGCAUAAAACAGCAGGUAAGGAACCGACUCCAGACAAUUCGGACACGGCUUCUGUCGUCACCAAGGAAAAAAGAGUUUGCAGACCAAAGAUUCUGUGAAACAGGACGAAACGGGGAAGGAAGGAGGGAAACGCAACACACCACAGGGCAGAGGGGGGAGGAAGCCGGAGGGGGAAGGAGGCCCAUGGAAACCUCCAGAAGAGAAAAAACGGGACGGAGCCACGGGGCGACGAGGACAGAGAGGGAGAAUAGAACCGUCCCGAGGGAAGUGAAGGGAGCCGAAAUAAACCCAACAGCUAAAAGGAGACGCAAGAUAGGAGGGUAG
Molecule: messenger RNA, 1134 nt
Organism: Plasmodium inui San Antonio 1
Lineage: Eukaryota; Apicomplexa; Aconoidasida; Haemosporida; Plasmodiidae
Exons: 1
Coding region: 1-1134 (377 amino acids)
Source: RefSeq, a predicted model, not a curated record